UCGAAUUAUCGAACUAAAGUAAGCAGACGAUCGAGUGAAGUGUAAGGAAUGGAAGAGUUUUGGAAGGCGAUUGACGAUUUGCGAAAAAGCCUUUUAGCAUCAAAUUUAUCUGAAAAUCUAGACAAUAACUUAAAUUCAAGUGUAUAUGAAGACAAAGAAGAAAACAGACGUAGAAUACUUAAGAAAAUUGAAGAUAUCACGGAGAAUUGUUUACAAUCAUUAUGUAGAAACCAAUCGCCAUCACUUGUUUUAGUUAAUAGAAGAAUAUGGGAAAAUGUAAGUUAUCAGCCAGUUUCUGGAUUGAAAGCACAAAGAGAAACUGUUAAAUCUGUUGUUAAGUUUUCUUCCAAGAAAUCAAUGAAACGAUUUGCAUUAAUUCUUCAUAUUUUAGCAAAGAUAUAUCAUUUGAUCCAAACAAAUACAUAUUCUACAAAAAGAGAGAUUUAUUACCAAAAUAUCAAUUUAUUUGGUUCACAAAAUACAUUAAAUACAAUUAUCGAUGAUAUUUCAUGUUUAUUGAAAGUUCCAAGAAAUCAGCUUCAUAUAGUAAGUAAAUGUUGCUAGAUAUUUUAAAACUAUACUGGUAAUAAAAAAUAAAAUAAAUUAUUUUAAUAUUCAUAUAUUAUAUUUUUAAUUUAUUUUUUAGGUUGAGUUAUUUUAUAAUGUUUUUGAUUCUGAUAAUGUAGUCAUUGUCAAAAUCAGAUUGUCAGAAACAUUUUGAUCACAUGUUCCUGCAUAAAAAGAAAAAUAAUCAUUUUUAUGUUGUGCUAAGUUUCAAAUGGAGAAUGAAAGAUAUGUCUGAUUCAAAGAAUUUUUUAGCUUGAGGAGAAAAAGCUCUAGAAGUCAGGGGAUUUGGAAUUAGUGAUUUGGGUUAGACAGAAUUGUAGUAGUAGUAUAGUUUCUUUUGUUGUAGUAACAUGUAUCUUGGCACUCCUUCUCCCUCAGAAAUUAAAGGAGCUUGCCUUAAGAAUCUCAAGUGGUGACUACAUAUCAUAUUAAUUGUGCAGACAUAUUCAUAUACCUUUGUCUUCAUUGUGUUAACUGUUGAAUAAAGGUAUACAAAUAUGUCUGUGCAAUUAAUAUGACGUGUAGUCACCAUUUCUGAAGGAUGAGGAAUGCCAAGAUGCAUGUUACUACAAUACUAGAGUAAAAGUACUACUUGUACAGAAUGUACAGUGACUGAUGCAUAUCUCACUCAUCAGGCUGUGGAUCCAGUGAGCUCUGAUGAAGCAAUAUGGCCAUUUCCAUGAUUAUGUUGUUAAUACCAUUCUUACUACUCAUCUGUAUUAACCCAAGCACUGUUUGUUUUUGCCAUCUUGUUAGGUUGUCAGAAUUCCAGUAAAAGUUUAUUAAACUGCAUCAAUUGUGGCUAUGAGCAGGGCUGGCCCGAGGGAGUGUGAACGAUGUGAGUGCACAAGGCCCCAUGUUUCUGAAGGCCCUGUGCUGUUGACUGAUUUUGCAAAAUCAAAAUGGUUUCAUUUUCUUUAUUAUUAUUAUUAGUUUUUUAAUCUGAAUAUACAUAAAUUUGAAUAUUAUCAUGCAAUUAGUGCACAUUUUAUGUCAACCAAUCCAAGGCAAGGUUGGGUGCUUUGAGUCACUCACUAUGCUUGCAGAUUGCAAUUUGAAAAAUUGCUUGCGCUUGCAAAGAGAAAUUGUUAACUAUCAAACAGGACACCCUUUUGACCCGCAUCUCAGAGAUGUAUGUAAACGUGACAUCGAGAUUGUUUGUAUAUCAACCAACGUUGUAAAGGAACGUUGGUUGCAACGUUUCACCUAUUUUUCUGAUUUUAGGGACCCCCAUUCCAAAUUUUUAGUAAUAUCAAUUUAAAAUACAGUAGAGCAUCAAUUAUCCAACCCCCAAUUAACCAUCGCAUCGGUUAUCCGACCGUUCUAGUCGGCAAAUUUCAAAUGUCCGCUAGUGAUGUGGCACUACAAUAUUUGGGUAUGUCUUGGCUACUUUAAUAAUAUUUUUGUUAAAUUUUUGCGUGUUUUAGCUGG
Centruroides sculpturatus (bark scorpion) is the source of this 1998-nucleotide messenger RNA. Its product is annotated as meiotic recombination protein SPO11-like. Gene Ontology annotation, cellular component: nuclear chromosome. Lineage: Eukaryota; Metazoa; Arthropoda; Arachnida; Scorpiones; Buthidae. The record is from RefSeq and is a predicted model, not a curated record. Gene Ontology annotation, molecular function: ATP binding; DNA topoisomerase type II (double strand cut, ATP-hydrolyzing) activity; DNA binding. Gene Ontology annotation, biological process: meiotic DNA double-strand break formation; meiotic DNA double-strand break processing; reciprocal meiotic recombination. The transcript has 5 exons. Bases 49 to 564 code for a protein of 171 amino acids.